Molecule: messenger RNA, 1761 nt
Organism: Colletotrichum phormii
Lineage: Eukaryota; Fungi; Ascomycota; Sordariomycetes; Glomerellales; Glomerellaceae
Product: family 47 glycosyl hydrolase
Exons: 2
Coding region: 1-1761 (586 amino acids)
Biological process (GO): carbohydrate metabolic process; mannose trimming involved in glycoprotein ERAD pathway
Cellular component (GO): endoplasmic reticulum; membrane
Molecular function (GO): mannosyl-oligosaccharide 1,2-alpha-mannosidase activity; calcium ion binding
Source: RefSeq, a predicted model, not a curated record
AUGCACUCAAAGAGCAUACUUGCGCCACGGCGCCCCGUCCGCUUGGCUGUCUUUCUCGCCGCAGCUUUUGUCACAGUCUUUUUACUUUUUCCUCCAUACGAGUCUAGACCGAUUCUUUUGUUCCCCAGCACUAGCAGCAGCAGCCAGCCCGAGGAGAUCAUAUUCUGCAAGAGUUCUUUCGACUGGGCGACUUUGGAGCAGCAUCACCCCGUCACAUCCUUCAAGCCUUUACCGACAGGCAAGCCACUUGGCCUCCCAUUAAUCCAGCACGAGUUCGGCGUAGGCAAUCCGCAUCCAGAGGCACCGAAGCGACAGAAAGCCGUCCGCGAUGUAUUCAUCCGAAGUUGGAACAGCUACAAGAAGUUUGCUUGGGGUCGAGAUGAGCUAGCGCCCGUGAGUGCCGGGGCAAAGGAUACAUUUGGAGGAUGGGCUGCCACUCUGGUGGAUUCUCUUGACACCCUCUGGAUCAUGGAGCUCAAGGAUGAGUUCCGCGCCGCGGCCAAUGUUGCCGUAAAGUUGGAUUGGGCCAACACAACAGCUACCAGCGUAAACAUGUUCGAAACCACGAUUCGUCAUCUGGGCGGUCUACUAAGCGCAUACGAUCUCAGCGGCGAACCCGCCCUCCUUGACAAGGCGAAAGAAUUGGGAGACAUGCUUUACAUGGGGUUCGAUACGCCAAAUCGACUACCAGGGUUUUGGGUCAACUUUGAAGACGCCAGGAAAGGAACUCAGCUAGCUGGCACGCAUGACCCAUCAGCUUCUCCGGGCUCAUUGGCCAUGGAAUUCACACGUCUAUCCCAGCUGACGGGUAAUCCGAAAUAUUUCGACGCGGUGGAUCGCAUCACGAGGUUCCUAGAAGGCACACAAUUCAAGUCGAAACUUCCUGGGAUGUGGCCGAAGAUGAUCAACUUCAGAGAAGAACGAGUCGACACCGAUCACAGCUUCACGCUGGGAGCGUUAUCAGAUUCACUAUACGAAUAUCUGCCUAAAAUGUUUGCUCUACUCGGCGGUCGAGAUCCAUCAUACGAGAAGAUGUACAUCGGAGCGAUGGCCAUUGCAGAGCAGCACAUACUAUUCCGACCCAUGGUUCCAGAUCGAGACGACAUCCUGUUUGCUGGUGAUGCCUUCGUCUACGCUGAACGGAUCGAGCACGUAUCCAACGGCCAACACCUCGCAUGCUUUGCGGGCGGUAUGCUUGGUCUGGGAGGCAGGCUCUUUUCCGUCGACAAUCAUGUUGUUCUAGGUGAGAAGGUCGCACGAGGAUGCGCAUGGGCGUAUGACGCGUUUCCGUCCGGUGUGAUGCCGGAAAACUUCAAUCUCAUCCCUUGCGAAGCCCGGAAAACCGGAGAUACCCAGAAGGAUGACGAAUGCCUCUGGGAUGAGUCGAGAUGGAAGAGCGAGGGAGAUCCAAGGCUGUCGAAGGGCUUCCGAAAUGCGCGCGAUCCAAGAUAUAUCCUCCGUCCUGAAGCUAUUGAGAGCAUAUUCCUGUUGUACAGGAUGACGGGCCGACAGGAUCUUCAAGAUAUUGCCUGGCGAAUGUUUGAGUCGAUCCUGAAGGCAACAGAGACGGAGCAUGCUCAUUCGGCUAUAGCUGAUGUUACAGUUCCGCCUGAUCAGACGAGAAAACUGGACGAGAUGGAGAGCUUCUGGCUUGCCGAGACCCUCAAGUACUUUUACCUCAUAUUCUCGCCACCGGACCUCAUUAGCCUGGAUGAGUAUGUCUUCAACACAGAGGCACAUCCAUUCAAAAUUCCCAAAUAA